This is a messenger RNA of Plasmopara halstedii, 2910 nucleotides long. RefSeq names its product Predicted membrane protein (associated with esophageal cancer in humans). The transcript is spliced from 6 exons. Gene Ontology annotation, biological process: endocytic recycling. NCBI's taxonomy places the organism in Eukaryota, Oomycota, Peronosporomycetes, Peronosporales, Peronosporaceae. The record is from RefSeq and is a predicted model, not a curated record. Gene Ontology annotation, cellular component: endosome. Bases 1 to 2910 code for a protein of 969 amino acids.
AUGCCUGAAUCAGUCAAGAGCAAGUGGAAACAGCACACGAAUCGGCUUUUGGCUAAAUACACAAACUACACAUUCAAGAUCCAAGCCAGUAUGCUCGAAGUUAACGAUCUUGAGAAUAAAUAUUCCUUUGCGUCAAGAAACGAUUGUCAGCAUGCAGAUACAAUAGCAGAAGCGUCAGUUAUUGCAAAAACCCGUGCACGAUUGAAAGAGCUUGAGCAAGAUACUUCAACACCGGGACUCUCAAUGUCUCCUGAACAAGACGAGCGCAUGAUUGAAAUUUCUCAAAGUCAAUAUGUGAUCAAAAUAAAGGAAAUGGAAAACCGUCUGACUAUAAGCUGGGAGAAUAAUCAAAAAGUUGAAGCGUUGCGUGUUGCAAUUAAGUGCAUCAAGCUGCUAGCGGACACAAACAUAGCACCUCAGUUUCGUAUCCGCUCACAAGCUUCGGAGGAUGAAAAUGGUCAACCUUUGCUUGAGUCACUCAAGGAUAACUUCAUGAGCUCCGAUAUCAAUAUUCAAGCCAAAGAAACAUGUCGAAACUGGUUUUAUAAAACGGCGUGCAUUCGAGAGCUUCUGCCACGAAUUUACAUUGAAAUCUCUUUGCUCCGUUGCUACCGAUUUCUGUGUGAUGGCGAAUAUCCUCAGAUCAUAGCCCGGUUGUCGAAUAUGAUCAAGGGAGUUGGAGAUCCAAUGGUAGCAUUGUAUACGCGUCUGUACCUAGCAUUAACAAGCUCCGAACUUCUAGAAACGACGUCUUUCACCGAGCUGACAUCUAUCUUAAAUAGCAGCCUGCUCGACUACUUUUACGCCUUCAACUGGUUCCGCCACGAAAGGCUACAGAAUUGGCUUCUGACUAGUAAAAUGAAGUAUGACGAUUAUCUAGCGCUGCAUUCCCCUGCUAUUGAGUGGUUAUUUAGAUGUGCUGCACCAGGAGCCACCCAGGAGACAUUUGACUCGCUGGUUCUGCAUUAUCAAGAAUACUCUAACAGCUCAAUGAUACUCAAGCAUUUGUGCGAGUGUUUCGGUGGUCAGUUUUAUGCGUCAAUACCUGGUGAGAUGCUUGAGCUCAUUUGCGCUGCUUCUCCAUCUCAAGUGUCCAAGUGUCAUCUUUGCAGCCUUGUAGCAGUGCAACUUAGUAAUGUAGCCGUUAUUGCAAGCAAUGAACCAAGUGGAAAAUUGCAAUUUCUGAACGAUUCGUGGUCCUUUGUCAUGUCUCAAGACGACACCUCGCAGUAUAUGGAAUGUGCAGCAGCUUUUAUGAAGCUCAUUGUUGUUCACUUUUCGCAUCGUGAGGCACUAAUCCUUUUAGAAGACGUUGUUCGUCACUUAAAUGCUGCAACUAUCGACGCAUUGACGGCAAAGACUUACAAUUUUUUGGGUACAUUCAUUGAAAACGUAGUGUACGGUGCUAAGGUGCAUUUCGAGUAUUUCGACAUGUUGAUACCAUCAACUUCAUUUUUAACUCUCAUGGAUAUGUUUAAACGAGAUUCAAGUGUAGAUGUUGCAAAAAAAGUAUUGCGAGCGUUUGUAAGCGGUAGUAUGAGGUCGUCAUCGACCACGUCGGGUACCUUGCGACUCCAUGUCGUCGGUCCGGAAGCUGCACUAGCCCACACCCUCUUGGUCGUCUGUUGCCGCGUUCAUGACGCGCUGUCUUCACUCAGUACAGUGUCUCAGCGUGACGAAGCAACUCGCGAUAUCUCGGCAUUUAUCACGCGCCUUGGAUACGUGAAGUCCACGACAGCAAGUGAACGAGCCCAAGAUGAAGAAAUGGACGCAUUAUUGAUGUUGUACACAGAUUGUCGUCAGGUUUUCUUUAAGCUGGAACAAAUCACAAGACUUUUGUCCAGUUUGGUACUUCGACUGGCGAUGCACGCUUACAAACGAUUAGACACUGGUGGUCAUCACAAGACGAGUGGUCAUUUACGAAGAAAUUUCAUUCGAUCGUGCUUAGCGUUUGCACACAUCACGAUUCCUUCGAUUGAAUCCCCGAUUGAGAAGUUAGAGCUGCUGGUUUUAGCUGCAAAUAUCGCUCAAAUGACCAACUGUAUCAUGCAAAUGGAUGCGUUAUUAAAACUUUCGAUCGUUUUGGUCGCGGAGCUUGACAUGGGCGCUCUAAUGAUUAGUGACAACAAUGAAAAGCCUACACAUAGUCGUGCUUCUUCCGAAGACGUUAAGGUCGACUGCAAUGUGAUCGACCACACUAUGCGAAUUAUUGCAAAUUUAAUGAGUGUGCUCGUAUACGCUCCAUCAUUACAUGAUGAAGACGCCUUUUAUUUUGUUACAGCUCUUCACAAAGCUGUGAUGGAGCGCCAGACGUGGAAUUCGUCGUUAUCGUAUCGUCUACAUACCAAUAUCGCCCGGGUGCGUGUGCGACUUAUGUUUGUACAAUUGUAUGCUUUAUGGGGACAGGAAUCGCUGCCUUGCUGUUUUAAUGAAGUGGUCUCAAAUGAUGUAUUGUACGGCGGGGACAAUAAAUUUAGCAACGAAGUACAAAAACGAUUUAGCUCAAGUAUCGAGACAGUGACAGAAGAAAUUACGGCAUUAAGCGACGGUCUAGACAUAGCUGCAGUAGCAGCGCAGGUCGAACUUAUGCUCGACUUUGUCAAUUUAGUAUUGCCUGUGCUAAAUUACGAUAAAACUCAAAGCACCGGAGCAAGUGAUAGCAGCCCAAAGCAACCCAAGUCGCGCUCUGGUUUUGCGCUAAUUCGUAAGUGCAUGAUUUACACUUAUGAAAAACUGCAGUCGCUCAAGCUGGCCACCCCCACAGAGAUUAAAAGGCAUUACUUCAAUAACACGCGCGACUACGUCAUUGAUUUCAUGCAGGAAAUGUUCAAGCGCUCUGAUGAGUUGAAGCUGGAAACGCAGGCCAUUCAAAGACUUCUUGAUGUGCUAGGUACACUAGCACUUGAGUGA